Messenger RNA from Exophiala bonariae, 1482 nucleotides. RefSeq lists its product as uncharacterized. The record is from RefSeq and is a predicted model, not a curated record. The transcript is spliced from 5 exons. Gene Ontology annotation, biological process: transmembrane transport. Bases 1 to 1482 code for a protein of 493 amino acids. Gene Ontology annotation, cellular component: membrane. Gene Ontology annotation, molecular function: transmembrane transporter activity. NCBI's taxonomy places the organism in Eukaryota, Fungi, Ascomycota, Eurotiomycetes, Chaetothyriales, Herpotrichiellaceae.
AUGGACGUCGGAACAACGAAAAUCACCAACCCGAAGCAUAUCGAGGACAGCUUCAUAGCAGAUCUCGCUGUGAAAGAUGCUGUGGCUGUUCAAGAGGUCGAGAUCGAUCCUGCCCUGGAGAGAAAGCUGCGAUGGAAGAUCGAUCUGUACUUGAUGCCGGCACUGUGGAUACUGCUCGUAUUCAGCUACAUUGACCGUUCCAACCUUGGGAAUGCCAGGGUAGCCGGCAUGUACACCGACCUAAAGCUGAAAGAUAAGGACUAUUACCACGCAGUGGUAACUUUCCAGGUUGGGUAUCUCAUUGCAGGGACACCUUCAAACAUGGUUUUGGUCCGAGCCAGGCCAUCGCUAUAUAUCCCAGCACUCAUGUUCUUGUGGGGUACUUGUGCAACGUGUCUAGGGGCUGUGCAGAACAAACAUCAGUUGCUUGCUGUUCGAUUCUUGCUGGGCAUAACGGAAGCUGGCUUUGCGCCCGGGGUAUUCUUCCUUAUCAGCUCAUGGUAUAAGCGUGAAGAACAGUCUGUAUCCACCUCCAUGAUUAAUGCUUACAGAAGCUUAUCCUCGUCCUUUAGGUCGAAACGAUUCAUUUUCUUUUUGAGUGCAUCUAUCCUGUCAGGUGCCUUUGGCGGUAUCAUUGCUGGAUUGAUCGCAAGGCAUCUCAACGGAGCACAGGGGCUUCCUGGGUGGAGAUGGCUGUUCAUCGUUGAAGGCACUUUAACCGCUGGAAUAUCUUUCAUUGUCCCAUUCUUUCUGCUCGACUUCCCAGCCACGUCAAAGAGACUGUCUCCUGAAGAGAAGAAAAUGGCCAUCGCACGGCUGGCGAAGGAAGACAUUACAUCGAGAAACGCGAACGUUGCUACCAGACUUACCCAUUGGCGAGCUUUUAUUUCGGCUAUUACGAAUUGGAGGCUGUACUUCCUCGCCUUGCCCUACAUGCAGCUUGUUGGCUCAAGCGCAUUGGCAUACUUUUACCCAUAUCUCAUUCAGGGACUGGGCUAUACUGCCAUCAAUGCCCAGUUUAUGACUGCCCCUCUUUAUGUCGUGGCUUUAGCAAUUGCCAUUCCAACAUCAAUCCUGGCUGAUAAAUUCUCCACCAAACGAAGUCUGUUUGUUGCUACGAUCAUGCUGAUCGGCUCGGUCUUCUGUGGCCUGGCAACAGGAAUCCGUGCCUAUAUCCCUCGAUAUGUUUUUCUCUGCUUUAUCAAUUCUGCAAUCUGGACCGGAAGCCCGAUCGCAUUAUCAUACGCUACCAGCCAACUAGGUCCGGUGGAUACCGAGACACGCGCAAUCAGCUUGGGGAUUGUUAAUGGAUUGUCUCAGUUAGCACAAGUUUACGGCUCCGCCCUGUUCCCCAGCAGAGACGCGCCCGAUUAUUUGGUGGGUUUUGGUACUUAUACUGGUUUGUUCGCUGUGGGAUCAAUCAUUGCGUUCGCCGGACACUUUCUACUGAGGAAAUAUCCAUAUCGGGCGGAUUUCGAGUAA